AUGAAAUUAUCAUCAGUCUUAGCAGCUUCUGCAUUAUUCUUAUCAGGUAUCACUGCUUCACCAAUUGCUGCUCCAAGUGCUACUGAAAUCUCAGUUGCUUUUAAUGAAACCAACUUUCAAUCAGAUAACUCAACUGAAGUUUCCAUAGAAGGAUCUAAAUUUUGUUUCCAUGCUAAUCAAAAGAUUUUUUGUCACGGAGGAAAUGAGAGCAAAUGUAGAAAAUACUAUAGUUCCAUGCCAGCUGUUGGUCCUAAUAAAGCUCCUAGCUAUUGUGGUUUCUGGUGUACCAAAAUGAAAAAGACUGAGGAUUGUGGAUUCAAUAAGAUAAAAUUUAAUUACGAACCAGAUUGGUCUUGUAAAGAUGCAAAAUUCAAUUGUUGA
This is a messenger RNA of Hansenula ciferrii, 381 nucleotides long. RefSeq lists its product as uncharacterized. The record is from RefSeq and is a predicted model, not a curated record. The transcript has a single exon. NCBI's taxonomy places the organism in Eukaryota, Fungi, Ascomycota, Saccharomycetes, Phaffomycetales, Wickerhamomycetaceae. The coding region runs from base 1 to 381 and encodes 126 amino acids.